Girardinichthys multiradiatus is the source of this 563-nucleotide messenger RNA. RefSeq names its product pleurocidin-like peptide WF3. The transcript is spliced from 3 exons. Lineage: Eukaryota; Metazoa; Chordata; Actinopteri; Cyprinodontiformes; Goodeidae. The record is from RefSeq and is a predicted model, not a curated record. The coding region runs from base 102 to 443 and encodes 113 amino acids. Gene Ontology annotation, biological process: defense response to bacterium.
ACAUCAGCGCAUAGUAUAUACAGGGUUGCAGCAUUCUAGCAUUACUAUCAUUUGAGAGACUCUUACUGCACAGUUAACAUUCAGAGCACUCAGUAAAAAGAAUGAAGGGUGCUGCACUUUUUCUUGUGUUGUCCAUGGUUGUCCUGAUGGCUCAACCUGGAGAGUGCAUUUUCGGAUGGAUUGCUAAGGGAAUUGGUGCAUUGGCUAGACAUAUUCACGGUGCCAUUCAUGGGAAGGAGAAGCUUACAAAGGAACAAGCAGACCAGCAGCAACUAGACCAGCAACAACUAGACCAGCAGCAACUAGACCAGCGACAACUUGACCAGGAAGACCAAGCCAAGCAGCAACUAGAACAGCAGCAACUGGACCAAGAAGAGCAAGCCAAGCAGCAGCUGGAUGAACGUUCCUUUAAAAACCAGUUUGCACAUCGGCGUUUUGAUUAGACUCAUUCCGGAGAUGCUUUCAAUGCCUGCUCUUAAGUAUAUUUCAAGUAUCAGCUUUAUAGUAUUGUAUCAGUUCUGAAUACAUCAAAUCAACCAAUAAAGAUCUAUGGCAUACUGCAA